Molecule: messenger RNA, 567 nt
Organism: Apis florea (little honeybee)
Lineage: Eukaryota; Metazoa; Arthropoda; Insecta; Hymenoptera; Apidae
Source: RefSeq, a predicted model, not a curated record
AUGGGGGGAGGUGAUGGAGCUGUUGCGCGGGGAGGGCGAGGCGAAAGAAGCAAAAGCAGAAAGCACGUGGAAAGACGGCGCUCGAGGGGAAACGGCACGGGGUGGAUCAUACGCUCGACGAGCAAUUCCAUGGUUACAGGAAGGUCAAAGGAAUUUUGCCUUCGUGGCUCGAGAAUUUGGUGGCCGACGCGAUGUAUCGUUUUUCCUUUUCUGAAUCCUUCCGCGUAGGGAGAUGCAAUAUUUCCGUGGAAUUUUCGAAACGAGAUUUGCUUUGCGUACGCGUGUUUGGUUGGCGGAUUAAUCCAUCGUAGGUGGCCUCUGUCCGGGCUGUUUCAAGGCAGAUUUCGUUGUUCCGUACGAUUUGAGCUGUGGCUUUUAACGUUAAUAAUAUUGAGGGUGAAUGGUGAUUUAAUGGCCAACAAAGGGUGUGUAACUAUUGUUACGAAUUUGUGGGGACAAAAGGCGUCUUUGAGAGAGAUUCGAAAAUUAUAUAAAGUAAAACUUAUUCAAUUAUGAUAUUUGCAUAGGGUGUUCAUCGUAAUAGUUUGAUUUUUAAAUCUUAAUUUU